This is a messenger RNA of Drosophila yakuba, 718 nucleotides long. RefSeq lists its product as uncharacterized. The record is from RefSeq and is a predicted model, not a curated record. The coding region runs from base 305 to 580 and encodes 91 amino acids. The transcript is spliced from 2 exons. Lineage: Eukaryota; Metazoa; Arthropoda; Insecta; Diptera; Drosophilidae.
UGCCCAGAUUGCACACACGUAUUUAUUACCAUUUCGCUUAGGCAUAAUAUCGAUUUGAUUGUACAAUGUCGCCCUAACCCGUAAGCUAAAGUAAGAGUUCAUUCAGAGAUAACGAAUAAAAAAUGUAAAAUCGCACUGGCGGUGAUUGAACUUGGAUGGGUGUCCAGUUCCCCUGGGAUUCAUCCAGGGGAUGAUUUCGCUUACGACGGGGAAUUGGGAGCUGUUUAUCUCAGCUCUGAUGCGACUAUAAAGGCAGUCGGCUGGCCGGCAAAAGUUGCAGUUCACAUCGAACGGGGUACUCAGAAUGAAGCUGGCACUGCUCCUGAUCCUCUGCUGUUGCCUCAUCGGCAUGGCCCUUGGUGACGCGGUUGUGGUGACCAAGCCUCCGUUCAUUCGCAGUCGCUACAGCUUGCGUUGGAAGAAGACAACCUCUGUGGCGCCGGAGGUGGUCACUGCUUCCGGUGGGGCCAUCAUUCACACAGUCACCACCACCGACCAUCCCAAGCUGGCCACCUCCACGGCCAGUUCGGACUACGACUACUACGGCAAUGGGGAGACGGAGAAUGUGGUGCACAAGUAAUACCACAAGUAAUAUAAUGAUAUAUAAAUUAACUCGCAAUAUAAUCAGCACGGUUUAAAGAGCGUAACAAAGAAAUAAACUGUAUAUCAUAUAUAUAAAUAAUAUAUUUAUUAGGAGUCUUAGAAAUUCAAAUUAAAA